Penicillium antarcticum is the source of this 540-nucleotide messenger RNA. RefSeq names its product putative ubiquitin conjugating enzyme (UbcK). NCBI's taxonomy places the organism in Eukaryota, Fungi, Ascomycota, Eurotiomycetes, Eurotiales, Aspergillaceae. The record is from RefSeq and is a predicted model, not a curated record. Bases 1 to 540 code for a protein of 179 amino acids. The transcript is spliced from 3 exons.
AUGGAUUACAGCAUGGAAGACACCCAGAACUCAGCGCCCGACGCACUGGAGCAAUCCAAGCUCAACGCCACCGGCCAAAGAAGCGACACGCAAAGCGUGACCAAGCGCCUCCAAGCCGAACUGAUGCAGCUCAUGCUCUCCCCAUCCCCCGGCAUCUCCGCCUUCCCGGACGCAGACGGCAACCUCCUUUCGUGGACAGCAACAAUCACCGGCCCAACCGAGACACCCUACGAAGGCCUGACCCUCAAGCUCUCCUUCGCUUUCCCUAACAACUACCCCUACUCGCCCCCCACCGUUCUCUUCAAGACCCCAAUCUACCACCCCAACUUCGACUUUUCGGGACGUAUCUGUCUCGAUAUCCUCAAGGAUAAGUGGAGUGCCGUCUACAAUGUCCAGAGCGUACUGCUUAGCUUGCAGAGUCUCCUUGGUGAACCGAACAACGCGAGCCCCUUGAACGCCCAAGCCGCCGAACUCUGGGACUCAAACCAGGAAGAAUUCAAGCGCCACGUCCUGGCCCGCCACCGCGAUCUUGACGAUUAG